Messenger RNA from Neomonachus schauinslandi (Hawaiian monk seal), 3309 nucleotides. It is a transcript of the gene AGBL1, whose product is annotated as AGBL carboxypeptidase 1. The coding region runs from base 82 to 3309 and encodes 1075 amino acids. The transcript is spliced from 23 exons. Gene Ontology annotation, molecular function: metallocarboxypeptidase activity; zinc ion binding. Gene Ontology annotation, biological process: C-terminal protein deglutamylation; protein side chain deglutamylation; proteolysis. The record is from RefSeq and is a predicted model, not a curated record. Lineage: Eukaryota; Metazoa; Chordata; Mammalia; Carnivora; Phocidae.
UCAGACAAGGAGUCCAUCCUGACCAUCCUCCAGGUUCUCGGAGAUCUGCUUUCUGUUGGCACCGACCGAAGGAUUCGCUACAUGAUCAGUAAAGGGGGCAGCGAGGCCCUUCUGCAGACCCUGGUGGACACAGCCAGGACAGAUUCUCCAGACUAUGAUGUCCUCCUGCCCCUCUUCCGACUGCUGGCCAAAGUUGGCCUACGAGAUAAAAAGUUUGGACAGAAGGCACUAGAAUUGGAAGCACUCGAUGUGACAUUGAUUCUGGCCAGGAAAAACCUGUCCCACAGCCAGAACCUCCUUCACUGUCUCUGGGCUCUGCGUGUGUUCACCUCUAGUGUCACCACGGGGGCCAUGCUGGGAAUUAAUGGAGCAAUGGAACUGCUUUUCAAGGUUAUCACCCCUUAUACCCAGAAGCACACCCGAGUAAUCAGGGCAGCCACCGAAGUUCUGGCAGCAUUGCUGAAAUCCAAGUCUAACAGCCGCAGGGCUGUGAACAGAGGCUACGUCACCAGCUUGCUCUGGCUGCAUCAAGACUGGCACCACCAAGACGUCGCCAAUACCUACGUGCUGAUCCGCCGGGCGCUCCUGCUCAGCCUCAAGCACAUUGCCAACCUCCGGUCUGGCAGGGAGGCCUUCCUGGCAGCCCAGGGCAUGGAGAUCCUCUUCAGCACCACCCAGAACUGCCUGGACGACAAAAUCUUGGAGCCUGUCAUCUCCAUCGUAAUUCAGAUCCUUAGACAGUGUUACCCAAAGAGCCCGCUUCCCCUGGUCACACCCAGCAGUGCUUAUGCCUUCCCGGUCCCUGGGAGCAUCCCCUCCGAACCUCCGUGUGUUCUAGCCGAAGAGGAUUUUGAAGAUGAUGCCGAUGAGGAAGUGGAUAAAGAUUCAGACUCCAAAGAUAUGAAAGAGCAAGAUGAUGACUUGGAAACGGAUGUGAACAAGCUAAGUUCCAAACCUGGUCUUGACCGACCCGAAGAGGAACUGAUGCAGUAUGAGGCGAUGUGUCUUGAGCUCUCCUGCAGCUUUGAGGAACUCGAGUCUAAACCUGCAGAUGAUUUAAACUUUGAAGAGACUCAGCAUGCCAAGCACUACCACAUUCCGACUGCAGCCUCCCCAACGCAGCAUUGUUUGACUGAGGACCAACGCUCCUGGGGGCAAGAAAGAGAAGACAUGGUCCAGACUUCCCUCCUGAGUAUGGUGAAGAUGGGGAGGUCCGCCAUGCAUCCAGCCUCCAAAAAAGGCCCUGGGAACACCGCAUACCAAAACAUGCAAUCAAAUGGUCUUGGGAUAGAUUCUUUUGGAAAAGAAAUCCCUGACAUUCAAGCUUCCCUCAAACAGGAUGCUUGGGAUAUAGACGUGAUUUCCUGCCCAGUGAUGAGUGCCUCCUUCUCCAAUUCCACUAGGCCUACAGAAACUGCUGAAGUAAUAGAUAAGCUUCUGCAGACACAUCCCAAGCAUAUCCCCUUCCAUGACCCCUCUCUUUAUAUGGCCAAAGCCAGAAGAACCAGAUCUGUAGCCAACUUCAAGAGGAUGGCAUUUCCUGACCUCUGGGGUCACCGUCCACCUCCCUCUGCUCAGUCAAUGCUGGAGCGCAAGUGUGGACUCCAAAGGAUCAAGAUAUUUGAGGAUGUCCGGAGGCUCAUCCAGCCAAGUGAUGUUAUAAAUAAAGUCGUCUUCAGUUUAGAUGAGCCUUGGCCGUUGCAAGACACCGCGUCUGACUGCUUGCGGUUCUCCUCCAAGUUUGAGUCAGGAAAUCUUCGCCAAGCCAUCCAAGUGCGUGAGCGGGAAUACGACUUGCUGGUCAACACUGACGUGAAUAGCAGCCAGCACCAGCAGUGGUUCUACUUCAAGGUGAGCGGCAUGAGAGCUGCCGUCCCUUACCGCUUCAACAUCAUCAACUGUGAGAAGCCCAACAGCCAGUUUAAUUACGGGAUGCAGCCAACUGUGUAUUCUGUGAAGGAGGCUCUUCUUGGCAGACCCACCUGGAUACGGAUGGGCUAUGAAAUCUGUUAUUACAAAAAUCAUUAUCGCCAGAGUGCAGCCGUCAUGGGGGGAGCGUCUAAGAAGUGUUUUUAUACCCUCACCUUUGUGGUCACUUUCCCGCACAAUGAGGAUGCCUGCUACCUGGCCUACCACUAUCCCUACACCUACACAGCCCUCCUGACUCACCUUGACAUCCUGGAAAAAAGCGUGAACCCCAAGCAAGUCUACUUCCGCCAGGAUGUUCUCUGCCAGACGCUGGGAGGGAAUUCGUGUCCAUUGGUGACUAUCACGGCCACGCCUGAGUCUAAUAGCGCUGACCACCUGGAGCAGUUCCGGCAGCGUCCAUACCAGGUGAUCACUGCCCGAGUGCACCCGGGAGAGAGCAAUGCCAGCUGGGUGAUGAAGGGGGCCCUGGAGUUCCUGGUCAGCAGUGACCCCGUGGCUAGACUCCUGAGGGAAAACUUCAUUUUCAAGAUCAUCCCCAUGCUCAAUCCAGAUGGUGUCAUCAAUGGCAACCACAGAUGCUCACUGAAAGGGGAGGAUUUAAACAGACAAUGGCUCUCUCCCAGUGCUCAUCUUCAGCCAACAAUCUACCAUGCCAAAGGACUCCUGUACUACCUGAGCAGUGUGGGCCGAAGUCCCAGGGUCUUCUGUGAUUUCCAUGGCCACUCUCAAAAGAAGAAUGUAUUCCUUUAUGGCUGUAGCAUCAAGGAGACCUUGUGGCAAGCAGAGUCCACUGUGGGCACAUCGACUCUCUUGGAAGACAUCGGCUACAGGACUCUUCCCCAAAUCCUUGAUAAGCUAGCCCCAGCAUUCACGAUGAGCAGCUGCAGCUUCCUCGUGGAGAAAUCCCGAGCCUCCACAGCCCGGGUGGUGGUGUGGAGAGAGAUGGGGGUGUCCAGAAGCUACACCAUGGAGAGCAGCUACUGUGGUUGCAACCAGGGACCCUAUCAGGGUCUCCAGUUUGGCACCAGUGAGCUGGAGGAGAUGGGAGCCAUGUUCUGCUUGAGUCUCCUCAUCUUGGAACUCAAGUCUGUAAGCUGCAGCCAUCAGCUCCUGACCUGGGCAGCAACUCUCCUGAAUGCUGAUGAAGAGACCCUGGACCACCACCUCCAGGGGUGUUCGGGGGCACCUGGCAGCGUGACCUCAGAACUGGAUGAUGAGCCCCCCUGCAUGGAGGAGAUUGAUUACAGUACAGACAGCAGCUCAGACCCAGAAGGGAGCUUCUCUGAGCUGGACCGGCAGAUCCAAGAGUGCGCUUUCCACAAGGAUGAGGGAGGGGAAGAAGAAGAGGGGCCAGGCCAGGGAAGAAAAGCCAUCCCUUAG